AGAGAAGGAGGAGGAGAGAAUGUGAGAGACAAACUUAAGCAAAGAACAAAAGAGGCAAAGAGUAAAGAAGGACAGUCCUAUACAAACUCUGAAGCCAGGAGCUCAGAACCAGGAUAGUGCACUUAACAAGAAGCGAGGCUCUGCUGCUUGGGCUCUGUCUUCACUGGGGUGCCUGGUGUAAAACGCACAUUAGAAGAGGUGAAAGUUCAAGGAUCAGACGUAGCGGCAGUGUGUCAGAAUGUCGGUGUGGCCACUUCUUCUCACCGCAGCCACUGUUGCAGGAGUUACAGCACAAGGAUCAUGGAGAAGAGACAACAAAGAGUCAAGUCCUGCUGUCUACCACACUGACGACAACUAUGAGUGGACCACAUGGUUCAAUGUUGAUCACCCCGGAGGCCUUGGAGACUAUGAGCAGCUGGGAGCCAUUCGCUUCUACUACCGUGCCCGAGUGUGUGAGACUCCCCGAGCAAUCGAAGCCAGGACUACUGAAUGGGUCCCAGCUCGUGAAACUGGCGAGAAGGUCCAUGCAGAUCCCACUGUGGGUUUCUGGUGCCUCAAUGAGGAGCAGGGUCCUGAUCGCAACUGCUCCAACUACGCAGUCCGCUUCCUCUGUCCCAAAGAAAACAUUGUGAACAUUCAGGGUACGUGGGGUCCAUGGUCAGACUGGAGCUCAUGCCCUGCCCUCUGUGGUCAGGUGGGGGUCCAGUUGCGCUCUAGAAAGUGCCAGUCUCGCUCGAUGCCUUGCAGUGGACCUAAAGUGGAAGGGAAAGCAUGCAAUGGACCAGAGUGCCCAAAAAUAGAUUGCUCCCUGCAGUGUGUGAUGGGGAGAGCGAAUGCUGAGUGUGACACAUGCAUGUGUGAAGAACACAUUCUGCUGGGUUCUGUUCGCGGUGCUGGGGGUCUCACUGCUGAAGGGGCUACCAUCCUUCGCUCUGGCAAACUGCUUACUCUUACCGACCACAACGGGCAUUUCCGCAUCCCUGGUAUCUGCCCUGAUGGCAACGCCACCCUGACAGUCAGCCUGCAGGGUCACGCCGCCCUUAGCGUUUCUGUGCCUCACAGUACUGAACGUACUUCCGUCCUCAGUGUCCAGCUGAAAAGAACAGAGAAGCUUCAUGUGUUGAGCAACCCUGAGAGUAAGGCCAGGAGGGAGGGGCAAACUGCUGCCUUCUGCUGCAAAGUGGCAGGAACACCACAACCAGACAAGUACCAAUGGUUUCAUAACAACAGUCUUCUGGAAAAGCAGUCCGAGAGCACCUUGGUCCUGAAAGAUCUGCGUCCUGAGCAGACUGGAGAGUACCACUGCAGAGCAAGUGGUCCAUCUGGGGCUAUUAAGACCAAACCAGCUACACUCAAAGUCUUAGGUAGAGAUGAGCAUUCAUGUAAUCCCAAACCUGAAUCCCACCUCAUCCGUCUUCCACAUGACUGCUACCAAAAUAGCACAGACUCCUUCUACUACGAUGUGGGCAAGUGCCCUACAAUUACAUGUGCUGGACAGCUGGACAAUGGCAUCAGGUGCAAAGACAAAGUGGCUUAUUGCUGUGGUGUGCAAAAGAUGGAGGAGAGGCAGCUAACAUGCCAGGGCUACCAGCUGCCCACCAUGGUGGUGACUGAGUGCGGCUGCCAGAAAUGUGUGGAUACCAAGGCCAUUGUGCACGGUCGGGCCAUUGCUGCAGACAAUGGUGAACCAAUGAGGUUUGGUCAUAUCUUUAUGAAUGGAGUUCGAAUCAGCCGCACAGGCUACAAAGGCACAUUCUCCAUCCAGGUUCCUCCAGACACAGAGAGGCUUGUCUUGACUUUUGUGGACAACAUGCAGAAAUUUGUCAACACCACAAAAGUGCUGCCAUUUAACACCAAAGGAGGGUCUGUUUACCAUGAGAUCAAACUUUUAAGAAAGAAAGCUCCUGUGACCAUCAGCUCUGCUGAAAUGAACACUCUGGAGCUUGGGGAGGUAGAGGGCCAGGAGUCAAUGGUUCAAAUCCAGAUUCCUCCCAACUCCUUCUAUACGGAGAAAGGGGAAGUCUUUACAGGUAAUGUAAAUGCUAGCAUAACGUUCCUUGACCCCAGGGAUGUCUCCACAGCUGCUGCAGCUCAAAGCGAUCUCAACUUUGUAGGAGAUGAAGGGGAUACCCUGCCGCUGAGAACCUACGGGAUGUUCUCAGUUGACUUUAGGGGUGAGGAAAACAAUGAACCCCUCAAUGCAGGUGAAGUGAAGGUGUUCCUGGAUUCUGCCCAGGUGAAGAUGUCUGAGCACCUCAGCACUAUGAAGCUGUGGUCACUGAACCCUGAGACUGGCCUGUGGGAAGAAGAAGGAAGCCUGCACGUAGAGAAGAAAAGAAGAGGCAAAAGGGAGGAGAGAACCUUUCUGAUUGGUAACAUGGAGAUCAGAGAGAGACGUCUUUUUAACCUGGAUGUUCCAGAGAACCGCAGGUGUUAUGUGAAAGUGAGGGCCUUCCGCAGUGAACGUUUCAUGCCCAGUGAGCAGGUGGAGGGAGUUGUUGUGAGUCUUAUAAACAUGGAGCCCACAGCUGGCUACUCUUCAAAUCCACGGGCCUGGGGCCGUUUUGAUAGUGUUGUCACCGGCCCCAAUGGUGCCUGUCUUCCUGCCUUCUGCGAUGAACAAAAAGCUGAUGCCUACUCUGCUUAUGUCAUGGCCAACCUUGGAGGAGAGGAGCUGGAGGCUGUCCCAUCUGCUCCCAAACUCAAUCCCAACCUAAUUGGAGUGCCUCAACCUUACCUUGGUAAGUUGAACUACAGGCGGUCUGACCACGAGGACCCCAGAGUGAAGAAGACUGCAUUCAGCAUCAAUGUGGCAAAACCAAGUGUCAACACAGCUGAGGAAGGCAAUGGACCAGUGUACGCAUUUGAGAACUUAAAAGAAUGUGAGGAGGCCCCUUUCAGUGCGUCACACUUCCGCUUCUCAAGAGUAGAAGGAGACCGCUACGAUUACAAUACAGUGCCAUUCAAUGAAGAUGACCCAAUGAGCUGGACAGAGGACUACCUGACCUGGUGGCCCAAGCCCAUGGAAUACCGGGCCUGCUACAUUAAAGUUAAAAUGAACAGCCCACAUGAGAUCAAUGUGAGGUCCCGCAACAUGGGUGGCACCCACCCAAAGACAGUAGGUCAGCUGUACGGCCUCCGAGACACUCGCAGCAUCCGCGACAUGGACCAGGCAACUGUUUCAGCUGUGUGCCUUGAGUUCAAGUGCAGCGGGAUGCUAUACGAUCAGGAACGUGUAGACCGGACCCUGGUGAAAGUGAUUCCACAAGGAAGCUGUAAGAGAGAUCAUGUCAACGCAAUGCUUCAGGAGUAUCUGGUCAACCACCUGCCCCUAGCUGUCAACAAUGACACCAAUGAGUUCACCAUGCUAGCACCUCUUGACCCUCUGGGUCAUAACUAUGGAAUUUAUACAGUGACAGACCAGGAUCCCCGCACAGCAAAAGAGAUUGCACUUGGACGCUGCUUUGAUGGCACUUCUGAUGGUACAUCUCGUGUCAUGAAGAGCAACGAGGGAGUAGCGCUGACCUUCACCUGUGGAGAUCGUGAGGUGACACGCCAGAGCGUCUUCCAGGCCCAGCAGAGUCCUCAAGGUCAGACAGUAACUAGUGUGGUGAGAGGUGAAGGCAGACAGAAUCGACGCCGGCAGAGGGCCAAUGCGCCCCGCAGCAGUCGUAGACGGAGCACCAGAAAUCCUGCAGGAAGACGUGUAGAGGCCAGAAGCUAAACACUGAAGGUCACAGCUUUACUUAGAGAUCAACUCAACACCUGCAAUGGAGAUGAGUGAAUAGAGUUAACCUUACAUUUUGAUACAACCAUUUUGUAUUGAAUUUUUUUCAAAAUUAACUGAAUAUGUAACAAAGCUAGGCCUAUUGCUUGCAACGUCUUUCAACAGAAUAUUUGCAUUGUUUGUCUUUACAUUUUCAAUUGUACUGUGGUAAAUAUUUACUUGAAACUGUAAAUAGAGUAUUUAUUACACAUGCCUUAAAAUCAGCAAUUAGGGUGCUGUUAUUAAAGUCUUUCAUUGAUGUUGUAAACAAGAACAGAAACACAAAUUAUACUUUUGACCAGUGAUUUAUUAAAUUAGAUGCUUAUAAAACACUGCAGAUGCUAUAUCUUCCACAUUGUAUGUAUCCAAUUGUCCAUGUAAUUGAAACUGGUCAAUUGCUAGAAAAGAAAAGGAGAAAUAUGCCCCUUUCAACUAACUGUAGCCCAUAUGAAGACAUGGUGGGGUGAAGCCCAUAAGCCCCCGCUCCUCAUCACACUUGAUACAAGCCUGCAGAAGCAAUGAUUAGGAGACCAGUCAUAGCAAGUUAAUCCACUUGCCUGACCCAUACUUGUUCUGCAUUAGUAGAAAUCAAAUUAGUAAAUUACAUUUUUGUCAUGCACAAAAAAUACCUAUAAGCACUCUUUGCUCCAUAUUUUCAAGGAUAUUCCAGAGAUGUAUCAAGAGAAUGGCUGUGAGGUUUUAAAGUCACAUUUUACUUGUCUAUCCCUUUUACCUUACAGUGAAUGUCAUGUGCUCUCUGUAAAAUUACAACUACUACUUACAUGUUGCGUCAGUCUCAAAUCACCCACAAUGCAACUUCUCCAGAGAUAAAGAUGAAUGUACUGAAUAAUUGUUCUGAAUUUGGCAACCAAAGUUAUAGAUACUAUAUACUUUCCUGUAAGAACCAUCCACAGGUAAGUGAGACCUAUAAUAUAUACAUGACAUUCUGGUUAAAGAAUUUGCAUAGAACCUUGUGUUUCUAUGUCACUACACUUAUAACUGCAAUAUUGUAUCUGCCAUUUUGACAGGAGCAACAUUUAAUAAAAAAAUGAGCCCUGCAAAACUCAGACAAUAGCAGUUAUAAUAUAUUCUCCAUUGAAGCUGGGUCACCCAACAGAUACUACAUGUUUAAGUGUGAGUCGAGGCUGAAUGAGACAAAAGGCAAUUCCAUAUGUAUGAACAUAAAGAGUUGGUGAAACUGGAUGCUCCCUGGUAUAGUCUCUCUGGUCACUGAAGCAAAAUGAAGGGGGCAACACAUAGUUCAGAUUUUCCAGGAUGGCACUGGACAGCAUGAGAAGGUACAGCUGCGUUUCUGAGGGUUGAGAGGAGGAAAGGGCAGUUGUGAUGGAGCCAGUGUCACAUGAAGUCCUCAUAGUCUUGGGCGUAGCCACCAUCAAACUCUGCAUAGUCAAGGUCAUCUCUCAGUUGUGCUUUCAAACCACCUCCAGGUACAACCCCUUUCUUCUUCUUCUUUCCUUU
Messenger RNA from Chelmon rostratus (copperband butterflyfish), 5245 nucleotides. RefSeq names its product cartilage intermediate layer protein, nucleotide pyrophosphohydrolase. NCBI's taxonomy places the organism in Eukaryota, Metazoa, Chordata, Actinopteri, Chaetodontiformes, Chaetodontidae. The record is from RefSeq and is a predicted model, not a curated record. The transcript is spliced from 9 exons. The coding region runs from base 239 to 3724 and encodes 1161 amino acids.